ACAUUCGUAUGGUCUGUUGAAAUUGCAUUCAAAGAUUCAAAGUGAAAAUUAUCGAAAUAUAUAUUUUCGAGUAAAUACGAAUUCAAAGAAGGAUUAUUCCGUUAACCUUUUAAGAACGGGGAUUUUCACGUUAAAAUCGAACUCUUUUUUACACUAAAUAUGUGCACAAUAUUGAUGAAUUUUUCAAGCGGAGUGUCCGAGCAAACUAGUGGUCGAUAUUUCGACCAGAUCCGUCCUGCAAAGGUUAAACGCGGAAUCUGCUAAAUAGUCGAUCGGAAAUAAGAAUUUCGAAAUACUUAUUUUUCCAAUUUUAUCCAAUCUGAUAUGCGACAACUUAAAAAAUUUCGAAAUAUCGACCGUUCUACAAUUUGGUUAUUCGUCAUAUCGAACUCUACCCGGUGACCUUUACCGGGUUCAAUGUCACCGUGGCUCAUUGGCUUUGUAGUAGGCGGAUUAGCCGACAGCUCCUCCCCAUAGGAGGUUGAGCAUCCGUCGUCUCGACCCACCAGUGCAUAGCGAAAUGUCCACGAGUCCCCCUGGUAAAGGUCGAAAUCCAGUGACUCCGCCUUUGAAAAAGCCGAGCGUUUAGUCUUUGAAAAAGCUGAGCCACGCGAAUGUAGUUAAACUGAAGGAAGUGAUCCGGGAGAACGACGUGCUGUACUUCGUCUUCGAAUACAUGAAGGAGAAUCUUUAUCAACUGAUGAAAGAUCGGUCGAAGCUCUUCCCAGAGCCCGUAAUCAGAAACAUGGUCUACCAGGUACUUCAAGGCUUGGCGUUUAUGCACAAGCAUGGUUUCUUUCAUCGGGACAUGAAGCCCGAAAAUUUGUUGUGCAUGGGUCCGGAGCUCGUUAAAAUAGCCGACUUUGGUCUGGCCCGUGAGAUCCGUUCGCGACCGCCGUACACGGAUUACGUUUCAACGAGAUGGUACCGGGCACCGGAGGUCUUGCUACACUCGACGACGUACAACAGUCCCAUUGACAUCUGGGCCGUUGGCUGCAUCAUGGCAGAGCUGUACACCUUCCGACCCCUCUUUCCGGGUAAGAGCGAAAUCGAUGAAAUAUUCAAAAUCUGUUCAGUCAUCGGGACUCCUGAGAAGGACGAUUGGCCAGAGGGUUACCAACUCGCAGCUGCGAUGAACUUCAAAUUUCCAGUCUUGAGUCGAAUACCCUUGAAGGAUCUCAUCCCAAACGCGAGCCACGAAGCGAUCGAACUGAUCGACGAUAUGCUCCAGUGGAAUCCGAUAAAACGGCCCAGCGCCCAACAGUCUUUGAGAUAUCCUUAUUUUCAAGUCGGCGGGCCACGGGGCGUCAGCAGUAAACGAGUGGGUGUAAACGCUCACCGUGAACUCAUUAUGAACAAGGUCAAUAUCCCACCGAUGGGACCUCUCCACGAUUACGCGCGACAAGAUUUCAGUGAAGACAACAACUCAAGGUCAACGGACAAAGUGAUUGUUCAACCUCAACAGCAGCCGGUUUUGCCCUUGCUCAAUCACAAUAAUCGCAAAAGGGACAGUUCCUUGAAAUGGGACGAAGAAGAUUUCGCCAAUAUUUUAGGAAGCAAGUUGAUUACCGAAAACCAGCAACCAACGAGACUCCUGUCGAGCCGGCUCUACAAGGAAAAUCGUGUCGACUGGAACGAGAAGAACGGCGCUCUGAUCGACAUGCCCAAAGACCUGAGCACCAAUUGGGCAACGCCAGCGUGGAACGAGAGACAAUCGUCAAGAAGCUGGAAUCAGUCGCAAACGAAUUUGAAAAACAUUCGGAAAGUUUCUGCUAAGCAGCACUACCUUAGUGUGGCCCGGUACGUCGCAGGCCAAAGCACAAAUCUCUCAUCCAGGAACGGCGAAGGGGAUGCGGGCAGAUCGAGAGUACUAGUUAAUGGUAUCGCUGCUCAAGUACCCGGUGAAAAAUUCACGGACGAUUUCAUGCCCGAAACUUAUUGGGGAGCGCGAGACAACAUCGAGAGUCAAACUCGUCAGCAUUAUCUUGCAAGAAAUAGGUACAUCGCUGAGCAAAACGGACGAUUGCCUUAUCCGAGUGUCUACGGUACUCAAAACGCCAAAACGAUGAACAAGACGACGAUGCAGACGAAUUUGUUCGGUAGUGUUUUGAGCUCGAGGCCGAGCGGUGGAGUCCACGGAAGGACAGAUUGGGCAGCCAAGUACCUCAAGUGACUGGCCCAUCGCAAUGAGCCAAUUUUGUGAAGUUACAUUAACGAGAGGCCAAAGUGUUUUUAACAUUGAGGACUAUGAAAAAAUAUACCUUGGGGUUCCUGAUCAUGGUCCAAGAUCGUCGGAUGACGAUCAGUCGCUGUAUCAAGACUUUAUCCAAAGCCGAAGUGUCAGGAGGCUGCGACCACGAUCAUCCGAGGAACGCGAAAGAUAAAGAAUCUUAUGGAAGUCCUGUGCAUUACUCAACAACUGGCAACUAGUGUCAUAUUCAUGUAUAUUUGUACUUAUACUUACGUGUAUCAUACAUAUAGCUGGUCUAUUAUUUGUAUAUAAUUAAAUAAGCUGGUAACAUUAUAUACGUGAGGAGUAGCGAUCGAGAGCAAAAAAACUAAUGAAAAAACAAAAUUUCGAAAUUACGAUCCGAAAACAAUGUCCCUGCAGUCACGAGCUUUGUUGUCGCAAGGCUGUGAUCGGCUCAUUAUUUUCCUGCCAAAAAAAUACGCUUGAGCCUCAGCGUUUAAGGCUUUUCCUCGUUGUCUCUAUUAUGAUGAAUAUAUAUGCAUAAAUCUAAAUACAUAUGUUCAUAUUACUAUGUACAAUUGAA
Venturia canescens is the source of this 2774-nucleotide messenger RNA. RefSeq names its product serine/threonine-protein kinase dyf-5-like. Gene Ontology annotation, molecular function: ATP binding; protein serine/threonine kinase activity. Gene Ontology annotation, biological process: protein phosphorylation; intraciliary transport; cilium assembly. The transcript is spliced from 8 exons. NCBI's taxonomy places the organism in Eukaryota, Metazoa, Arthropoda, Insecta, Hymenoptera, Ichneumonidae. The record is from RefSeq and is a predicted model, not a curated record. The coding region runs from base 677 to 2173 and encodes 498 amino acids. Gene Ontology annotation, cellular component: cytoplasm; nucleus; cilium.